Hibiscus syriacus is the source of this 1174-nucleotide messenger RNA. Its product is annotated as protein LIGHT-DEPENDENT SHORT HYPOCOTYLS 3-like. Gene Ontology annotation, biological process: mRNA transcription; response to light stimulus. NCBI's taxonomy places the organism in Eukaryota, Viridiplantae, Streptophyta, Magnoliopsida, Malvales, Malvaceae. Bases 297 to 869 code for a protein of 190 amino acids. The transcript has a single exon. The record is from RefSeq and is a predicted model, not a curated record. Gene Ontology annotation, cellular component: nucleus.
UUCGUAUAAACAGUAGAAAUCUGGGAAACAAAAAGUGGAGUUAUCAUGUAGCUAUAGCUGAGAGAAUUAUAAUAACAAAAGAAAGCUUUCAGUUCCCUCACUCGUCUUGCAACAACAGUUUCAACUUUUGAUUUCAUGAGCUCUAUAAUAGGCUGUCCUAUGCAACUGUUGUCAUCGUCAAAACACUAGUUCAAGAUCCAAAGCCAAAAAAGAAGACAUCCCGUCACCACCACCGAAGGAACUCUUCCUUGUUUGCCUUUUAAAACAUUCGGAAACUGUUUGCUGUGAUUGUCUCCAUGGAUUCGAUUCGAGAAAUGGAUAGCUUCAGCUCCGAAAACGGCGCCACCAGCAUUGUGAACGUUAGCCAUAACAGUGCCACUUCGUCUUCUUCUCCGACCUCAAGCCGCUACGAGAACCAAAAGCGCCGUGACUGGAACACUUUCGGGCAGUACCUGAGGAAUCAUCGCCCCCCGCUUUGCUUGUCAAGGUGCAGUGGGGCUCACGUCCUCGAAUUCCUUCGCUACCUUGACCAAUUCGGCAAGACCAAAGUCCACAGCCCUAUCUGUCCUUUCUAUGGCCACCCGAACCCGCCGGCACCUUGCCCCUGCCCGCUCCGUCAAGCCUGGGGCAGCCUCGACGCUCUCAUUGGCCGUCUCCGUGCCGCCUUCGAAGAAAACGGAGGAAAACCCGAAGCAAACCCGUUCGGGGCACGAGCCGUGAGGCUUUAUCUCCGUGAGGUUCGUGAUUUGCAGUCGAAAGCGAGAGGGAUUAGCUAUGAGAAGAAGAAGCGUAAACGACCACCACCUCAACCAAUCUCAUCCCUUCCACUGCCACUACAACUGCCACCACCGCCACCAGGUGCAACUUAAAAAAGAUCAGCAAAAAAUCCCAUCUCUUGUUCUAUGCGGGGUAGUUCAGUUUAUCUUUAAUUUUGCCAUAUAAGUAUAUUUCUCGGGCAGAUCUUUUCCCACUUUCCUAUGCUCUCUCAGUUUGCUUUUUAAUUUUCCCAUCUGUUGGUCUACUUUUGAUGCUAACAGUGUUAGUAUUCCUCGGUAGUACUUGAAAAAAGUCAUUGCACUAGCAGUUUGUUGCCUAAUCAAGUUGAACCUAAUUUGCUCGAUCAUGGCUUUUCUCUCAUGUAUUUUGCCCAAAAAAUAUAAAUUUGCACUUCAUA